Molecule: messenger RNA, 879 nt
Organism: Clavispora lusitaniae ATCC 42720
Lineage: Eukaryota; Fungi; Ascomycota; Pichiomycetes; Serinales; Metschnikowiaceae
Product: gamma-glutamylcyclotransferase
Biological process (GO): glutathione catabolic process
Cellular component (GO): cytoplasm
Molecular function (GO): gamma-glutamylcyclotransferase activity; glutathione specific gamma-glutamylcyclotransferase activity
Source: RefSeq, a predicted model, not a curated record
AUGAUGACAAGACUGCAGAUGAGAACGGAACCGAAGGAUCCAACGCUUUCGAGAAAAGCGUGCGGUGGAUAUAGUGGAGCCGAAAAAGAAAAGACACUAGCAAUGUCUCACACCAGCAAUGAUAACGAAGGUAUGUGGAUUAUCGGAUACGGCUCUCUCAUUUUCAAGCCGCCUCCGCUCUAUUCUUUCCGUGUCACCGGAACAUUAUCUGGCUUCAUCCGGAGAUUCUGGCAGUCGUCUUCCGACCACAGAGGCACCCCACAGAAUCCAGGUAGAGUGGUCACUCUAGUUUCGUUAGAAGACCUCCAGGCGGACGAAAAGUUCCACGAUACGUUGCACAUGUACGAACUUAAUGCGGCCCAUGAAGAAGCAGACCUUGCUACGCAAUCCGUGUGUGAUCUUCUGCUCAAUGAGGCCAUUAAAGACCAACCAAAACGCAUUUCUUCUUUGAAGCAUAGCCAGUUGAAAGUAUGGGGCGUGGCCUAUUAUAUUCUGCCGGAGCACGUCCAGGAAAUGAAAGAGUAUCUAGACGUCAGAGAGCAGGAUGGCUACUCCACGCAUAAAGUGUUCUUCAAUAUCCACAGUGUUGAUGCUUCGCCUGAGGCCGAAAAAGUACUACAGAAAGUCCCUCGCAAUGGAGCGGGCGACUUGCUCAUCGAGUCCAUGAUAUAUAUUGGCACUAUCGACAAUGAGUCUUUUGUCGGACCAGAGGAGAUCGAGAAGACGGCAAGCAUCAUCAAAAACAGUAGAGGCGAGAGCGGGCCGAACCUAGAGUACUUAUGUAAUCUCAACGAGGCGGUUCGUAAUUUGGACAGCCUCAGCAGAUCCAGAGACUACUACUUGGAGGAUCUAACUAGAUUGGCACAAAACAGUAUGUAG